AUGCCAGCAAAGAAAGUGAAGAGUAAAGACUCUACUACAACAACACAGCAACAACAGAGACAUCCAAAACUAAGAAGAAGUCAUCAUCAUCGAGUAGUAGUGCACCGAAAAAGUCUUCAUCUUCGGGCAUCAGCAACAUCUUCUGUUGAUUCUGUUCACAAUUUAUCAUCAUCUGUGGCUUCUCCUUCUCCCUCUGUAACAAAACCUAAAAAAACAAGUAAGAAAACAAAAACUUCUUCAUCUAUAACUUCAGGCAGUGCUAGUAAUUCUUCUGUUGCUGCUACAAGUGCUCCGAUCAUUCCACAAGCCUCUAUUCCUCCUUCCUCACAAAUUGCAACCCCUGUAACUAUAAAUUAUGCACAACAGGCAGUACCUCUGGCUUUUCCACCACAGUUUGCCAAUAAGAAUACCAAUCCUACACCACCAUCAAAUGUGGAGGUUCCAUACUCGGAGGAAAUCAGUAAAAUGUUGAUGGUAUUUUGUUAUACGAGCAGAAUUGAGCCAAAUGGAAAUAGAAUUAUUGAAAGAUAUACUAGAAAUCAUUUAAUUCAAUUAAUUUCAACAGCUUGUGAACAGAUACAAAAAUCAGCCACACAAACAGAUAGUUCAAUAACUAUUUCUCCAGAUGACAUUCUCUUCUUAUUUAAAAAUAAUAGUCUAAAAUUAGCUAGGAUUGAAAAUUUAAUUAAAGUGAAGGAAAUGAGGAAAAAGGAUGAAGAAAGUACAUCAGAAUCUGAUCCAAAGAAGAGAAAACUUACAGCAAUCCCAUUAUUAAAGGAAAAAAAGAUUAAAUAUGAUCCAAUUUUAGAGAUUGGACAUUUUUCUGAUGAUGAGGAUUUGGAAAAUGAAAAAUCAAGCUACGAUCCUUUUGCCACAUACAUGCACGAAAAACGAAAGGCUGCUGAUUUUUUAACUAAAUGUAUGACAACAAAUGAAUAUAUGGAAUUUACAAAGAAUAGAGAGUCUGCAAACAUGUUGACUAAGGGAACCAAAAAAUUCAGACAAUGGCUCGACGUGUCGAACGAUAUCAAGAUGAACGACCUUGUUUUAGAAAUAUUAGCAAUGGAAGCUUUCGAAACUAUUGGAAUACUCUGUCAAGUAGCUCUCAUAGUAGCUAUCGAUAGUCAAAAUAGAAGAAUAUCACCAUUCGAGGAUGCUCUUUUCAAGUAUGCUGGCUUACUGUCCGAGAGAGCCAGAAGGAUGUACUCUCAACAUCCACAAGACCCGAUAGACUUGGCCACUUCGAAACCAGUUCCAACUGUAAAUAAUAGUUUCCUUACUAAUAAUCACUUCCUUAGCGCAAUCACCUUACUCCACCCACCAAGUUGCGGAAAACAUUAUAACCCUCUCAAAUUUAUUGUGAACAUAUAA
This is a messenger RNA of Naegleria gruberi, 1371 nucleotides long. RefSeq lists its product as uncharacterized. The record is from RefSeq and is a predicted model, not a curated record. The coding region runs from base 1 to 1371 and encodes 456 amino acids. Gene Ontology annotation, biological process: transcription by RNA polymerase II. The transcript is spliced from 2 exons. NCBI's taxonomy places the organism in Eukaryota, Heterolobosea, Eutetramitea, Acrasida, Naegleriidae.